Molecule: messenger RNA, 2309 nt
Organism: Panicum virgatum (switchgrass)
Lineage: Eukaryota; Viridiplantae; Streptophyta; Magnoliopsida; Poales; Poaceae
Product: probable galacturonosyltransferase 4
Exons: 6
Coding region: 145-1965 (606 amino acids)
Molecular function (GO): polygalacturonate 4-alpha-galacturonosyltransferase activity
Source: RefSeq, a predicted model, not a curated record
UUUCAGAUACGAACUGAACCGGCGAUCUCGACGUGUUUCUUUUCGUAGGUCGCCCGGAAUGAGAGGAGCAAGCGGCUAAACGCGCUGGCGCAGGACACACUUGGUACGGUGGUGAAGGAGCCUGUACAGACGGUUGCAUCUGCCAUGGGCGCCCGCGACAAGGAGGGCGUGGUUGUUGCAGUGGAUCAUGGCACUCGAUUGGGACAUGGUGUAGUUAGUCGGCAAAUUGUUGAUCGGAGAAGUGGUUCAGAUAGAUCAAGUGAAUCCACGGUCAGCAAGGAUAAGAUACUGUGGAAUGGAGAAGAGAUGCAGGAGAUGGAGUCAGAGGAUGCAGUUAAGAGAGAGCACGGUCAUGAUGUUGCCAUUACAGGCAAACAGGGUGUUGUACAGUUGGGAAAAGAGAGUGGCCGUGUCAGUGAUGUUGAAGCAAUGCAUCACAAAGCUGCUGCAGUGCACAACAAUCCUAAUGUUUCAUUGAAAAAGGAAAUUUCUGCUGAUAGAUCAUCUGAGCAAUUUAGAGGCGACACCUCAAGAGAGCGUGAUGCAGAGGCAGCUAGCAGUAGUACUAGUCAUAAUGCAAGUCAGCCAGAUGCUAUGGUACGUGCCAUCAAGAACCAACUAAGAACAGCAAAAACAUAUAUUGGGCUCCUACCUUCUAGAGGCCGUCAUGCUUUUGUUAGAGAUCUCCGAAGAAAGAUGAGGGAUAUCCAACAAGCACUUGGUGAUGCAACAAGUGAUAAGCGGUUACCAAAGAAUGUCCAUGGAAAAAUUAGAGCAAUGGAGUUGACAUUAGCAAAGAUCAAACAAGUACAUGAUAACUGUGCAGCUAUUAUUGAUAAGCUACUAUCAACCCUUCAUUCAACUGAAGAUCAAGUUCAAGCUCAAAAGCAAAAGGCUAACUAUGUAGCACAAAUAGCAGCUAAGGCUAUUCCAAAAAGGCUCUAUUGUCUUGCACUGCGUCUUACAAAUGAGUAUUAUUCUUCCAGCACCAACAAAAAGCAGUUUCCAUAUGAAGAAAAGUUUGAAGAUCCAAAGCUACAGCACUAUGCCUUAUUCUCAGAUAAUGUACUGGCAGCUGCAGUGGUUGUGAACUCAACUAUUAUAAAUGCUAAGAAUCCAGCAAGCCAUGUCUUCCAUAUCGUGACGGACAAACAAAAUUAUGCUGCAAUGAGAAUGUGGUUUUUGGCAAAUCCCAUUGGAGAAACUGCUGUUCAGGUCCAGAACAUUGCCGACUUUACAUGGCUAAAUUCGAGCUACAGUCCAGUUCUGAAGCAGCUGGAGUCUCAUUUCAUGAUCAACUACUACUUCAAUACCAAUCAGGAUAAGCCGGGUAAAAAUCCGAAGUUCCAGAAUCCCAAGUACCUGUCCAUUCUCAACCAUCUGAGGUUUUAUCUUCCUGAGAUCUUCCCGAAGCUGAGCAGGGUUUUAUUUCUUGAUGAUGAUAUUAUUGUCCAGAAGGAUUUAAGUUAUCUUUGGUCUAUAGAUCUCAAGGGCAAAGUUAACGGAGCUGUCCAUACCUGUGGAGAGACUUUCCAUAGGUUUGAUAGGUACCUCAACUUCUCAAAUCCUCUAAUCGCUAAGAAGUUUGAUCGUCGUGCCUGUGGCUGGGCAUAUGGCAUGAACAUGUUUGAUUUGUCUGAAUGGAGGAAGCAGAAUAUUACUGGUGUCUACCACUACUGGCAGAAUCUGAACGCAGACAGGCAAUUAUGGAAAUUAGGAACACUUCCUGCUGGUCUUGUCACAUUCUGGAACCACACAUUCCCCCUCGAUCGCUCAUGGCAUCUCUUGGGUCUAGGGUACAAGCCGAACGUCAACCAAAGGGAUAUCGAGCGCGCGGCUGUUAUACACUACAACGGGAAUCGAAAACCUUGGCUUGAGAUUGGACUGCCAGUAUACCGCCAAUUCUGGUCCAAGUAUGUAAAUUUUAAUAAUGUUUAUCUACGAGAGUGCAACAUAAACCCGUGAGAUACUGCUUUUAGCACUGUAGAGUACUAGUUUUUUUUUUGUAUCGAUGUAUAAUAAGUGAUGUAGAGCGCCUAUUUUUGUUGGUCAACAUAAACCCAAAAAUCAUAGUGCAAGUCGUAGCAGGAUGUAGAAUAAUAAGAUAUCUGAUAGAGUUCUGUUGAGCUGUUUUGAUCCUUUUGGUCCAACCCUACUAAAGGAGUGACGGUAAUGCUGCUGUCAUGGGGAUGUCAAAGUUGUCUAACUAGUGAGUAUGUAUUGUGUAGCAGUGUAGAGGGUAACAAAAGUAGCUCUGCUUUCAUCUGUAAUUUUUUUUCCUAACAAAAAUCAAGCAGAUGUCACGGCCG